Molecule: messenger RNA, 641 nt
Organism: Lathyrus oleraceus (garden pea)
Lineage: Eukaryota; Viridiplantae; Streptophyta; Magnoliopsida; Fabales; Fabaceae
Product: thioredoxin H2
Exons: 3
Coding region: 95-487 (130 amino acids)
Molecular function (GO): protein-disulfide reductase activity
Source: RefSeq, a predicted model, not a curated record
AGAAUAUAGGAAGGAACAUGCCAUAGUAUAAAAACAGGCAACCUCUCUCCUAAAAACGCGUAGUUAUCAAGCAAGCAAGUCAACGAACCUAUCAAUGGGCUCAAUUCUCUCUUCCCUCAUCGGCGGCGAACCAGCUGCCGCCUUAGAAUCCUCCGAUCACACCGUCAAAACAUUCCACUCAUCCGCACGCUGGCAGCUCCACUUCAACGAAAUCAAAGACUCGCCUCGUCUCGUUGUGAUUGAUUUCUCUGCUACGUGGUGUGGACCGUGUAAAAUGAUGGAACCGAUUGUUCAUGCCAUGGCUAACGAAUUCACGGACGUUGAAUUCAUCAAGAUCGACGUUGACGAAUUAUCGGAUGUGGCGCAGGAGUUUAAGGUGCAGGCUAUGCCGACGUUUUUGUUGUUGAAGAAUGGGGAAGAGGUGGAUAAGAUUGUUGGUGCCAAAAAAGAUGAACUCAAAAACAAGAUUAAAAAAUACAGAGCUUAGUACUUAUUUUAUUUUCAACAAUAAAGAGAAAAUUGAACAUGAUGUUAUUAUGAUGGUACAAUUGUAAAAUUUUAACUGGUUGAAUGAUGUUUAUGUAUUUGUUUGAUAUUGCAUAUGACUUGUGAAUGUAAUGUAAAACGGUUAAUUGCAACUA